Molecule: messenger RNA, 1008 nt
Organism: Drosophila busckii
Lineage: Eukaryota; Metazoa; Arthropoda; Insecta; Diptera; Drosophilidae
Product: cathepsin L1
Exons: 6
Coding region: 1-1008 (335 amino acids)
Cellular component (GO): lysosome
Molecular function (GO): cysteine-type endopeptidase activity
Source: RefSeq, a predicted model, not a curated record
AUGCUUGAGCUCAGCACGAAUAUAAAUUGCUAUUCUACAAAUUUUACAAAAUGUAGGGAAAGUGAUUUAACACCGGCAGUGGUGGUUAAUAAGAACUUUGAAGAGUUUAAGAAAAUUAAUAACAAGAUUUAUACACGAGCUUAUGAUGAACUACGUGGCUAUAAAGCGUAUGAAGAAAAUACAAAAUUUAUUAGCGAGCAUAAUAAGUAUUAUGAGAAGGGCGAGAGUACAUACCGUCUUGCUGCAAAUACAAUGUCUGACAUGAACACAGAUUCUUACUUGAAAGGCUACUUGCGGUUAAUUCGAAGCCAGGCAAACUCUUCCAUAGAUAACAUAGCUGACAUUGUUGGAUCAACAUUAAUGAAUAAUAUUCCUGAAAGUUUUGACUGGCGAAAAAAAGGUUUCACGACAUCAGUGCAAAACCAACAAAGCUGUGGUUCUUGCUAUGCCUUUAGCAUUGCCGAAAGUAUUGAAGGACAGAUAUUUAAGCGCACUGGUAGGAUUCUUGACUUAAGUGUGCAGCAAAUUGUUGACUGCAGUAUAUCAUAUGGCAACCAAGGAUGUACAGGGGGCUCAUUGCGAAACACUCUUAAAUAUUUGCAAGCAACUGGGGGUCUAAUGCGAUCUGACGACUACAAAUAUACAUCAAAGAAAGGCAAAUGUCAAUUUGUAAGGGACCUUUCAGUAGUGAAUGUAACCUCAUGGGCCAUUUUGCCGGUUAAUGAUGAAAGCUCUAUCCAAGCAGCUGUUGCACAUAUUGGUCCAGUCGCAGUGUCCAUAAAUGCAACCCCAAAAACAUUUCAAUUAUAUAGUGAUGGUGUUUAUAAUGAUAUUAGCUGUUUAUCGACAUCGGUGAAUCAUGCAAUGCUUGUUAUUGGAUUUGAUAAGGAUUUCUGGAUUCUGAAAAAUUGGUGGGGAGAGCGUUGGGGCGAGAGCGGCUAUAUGAGAAUGCGCAAGGGAAUUAAUUUGUGCGGUAUUGCAAAUUAUGCUGCUUACGCUAUAGUGUAG